Messenger RNA from Macroventuria anomochaeta, 2215 nucleotides. Its product is annotated as glycoside hydrolase family 76 protein. The coding region runs from base 423 to 1772 and encodes 449 amino acids. NCBI's taxonomy places the organism in Eukaryota, Fungi, Ascomycota, Dothideomycetes, Pleosporales, Didymellaceae. The transcript has 2 exons. The record is from RefSeq and is a predicted model, not a curated record. Gene Ontology annotation, molecular function: mannan endo-1,6-alpha-mannosidase activity. Gene Ontology annotation, biological process: carbohydrate catabolic process; fungal-type cell wall biogenesis.
UUGCUUGCGCCUAAUGCGCCCAAUGCCUGCUUGCGGGCGGCUACGAUGAUCCUUGGCGCGGCAUCUCGCCCUGGAACUCUGGCACUGGCUGCGCAUCCGUUGGUGCCGUUGCGCUCAGGAGUCCGAACCUAAACGCAGGCCAGCCCUUCUGCCACCCCAACACCCCUCCACUUCCCCCAGCGACCACACUCUUUCGACGUUCUCCGCCUCCGCGCAACUGUAUAAUACCCUCUCGACGCUCACCGGGCGUUGCCUCCGCAGGCGCUUUCCUUCCCCGGAUCCUGUCGCUCGUUUCAACCCUACGUCAACCAUUACCAUCCUUCGCCGCGCGGCGUCUUAACUGAAGCAAGCCCGGCGCUUGACUCUGGGCACCUUCCACCCUCGAUCUUCAUUCACUCCACCGCGCUUUUGGCUUGCACAUCAUGAAGCUCACUUCUGCCCUCGGGGCUGUAGGAGCCUCGAGUGUGCUCCUGUCCGGCGUUGGCGCUAUCCAACUGGACAUUAGCUCGACUGACAACAUCAAGCAAGUCGCAAAGACGCUGUCUGUUAAUCUGCGCCAGUACUACACCGGUGACCGUGUCGGCGACACACCUGGAAACUUGCCGGACCCGUACUACUGGUGGGAAUGCGGUGCCAUGUUCAAUGCCUUCAUCGACUACUGGUACUACACCGGCGACGACCAGUACAAUGGCAUCACAACUCAGGCCUUGGAGCACCAGAUUGGAGACUACAAUGCCUUCAUGCCGGCCAACCAGACCAAGACACUCGGAAACGAUGACCAGGCUUUCUGGGGAAUGGCUGCUAUGACUGCUGCCGAGAACAAGCUGCCUGAUCUUGGGGACGGAAAGCCCUCUUGGCUCGCUCUUGCUCAGGCCGUCUUUAACACUCAAAAGGACCGCUGGGACAACCAGACUUGCGGAGGAGGAUUGAAGUGGCAGAUCUUUACUUUCAACAACGGUUACAACUACAAGAACACCAUUUCCAACGGUUGCUUCUUCAACAUUGCUGCACGUCUCUACAAAUACCUCGGCAACGACACCUACGCGGACUGGGCUGAGCAGGCCUGGGAGUGGGAGCUGUCUGUUGGUCUUAUGAGCCAGGACUACCACUUCUACGACGGUACCGACGACAAGCAGAACUGCUCUAGCGUCAACCACAUCCAAUGGACCUACAAUGCCGGUGUGCACAUGGCCGGAGCCGCUGCUAUGUGGAACGUAACCCAGAACGACCUCUGGAAGACUCGUCUAAAGGGUCUUAUCGACGGUGCCAGCGUUUUCUUCAAAGACAACGUCAUGACUGAAGUUGCUUGCGAGAACAACGGCAAGUGCGACGUCGAUCAGCGAUCGUUCAAAGCUUACCUGGCCCGCUGGAUGGCAUACACUGCGAUCGUGGCUCCCUGGACUAGCACAUACAUCGAUCCACUCCUUCAGGCUUCGGCCAAGGCUGCUGCUGCGCAGUGCACCGGAGGUGUCAACCAGACAUCCUGCGGUCUGCGAUGGAUCGACAACGGUGCAAACGAUGGUAGCUUCGGUGUGGGCGAGCAGAUGGCUGCCAUGGAGGUCGUCCAAGGUCUUCUCUACCCUACAGUUACCGGUCCUGCUACGCAGAACAAUGGUGGUAUCUCCGUGUCCGACCCCGACGCUGGUUCAGACGUACCUCAAACAGCCGUUACCUUCAACGCUGUUACAACUGGCGACAAGGCUGGUGCUAGCAUCUUGACCAUCAUCGUUCUUGUUUCCAUCGUUGCCGGUGCCUGGUGGAUGGUCUCGUAGACAUGCAUUUGUGCGUGCAUGAGGGUGUACAUAUCACGCUUCGGCUGCGUCGCUCGAUGCGAACUUUUGUUUGCACAACAGGUCAACGCUUUGAAGAACUUGUACUUUUUUUUUUUGCGAUACACCAGGGCAUGACCUCCAGCAUUAAGGCUAUCCCCUAUUAUUGGACUUGUAUCACACUUAGCUGACAUUUGGGAGUUGCUGGCGUUCGAGCCGAGCCCUCACUGGGACAUGUAGCUCACAUUUCUCGAGAACAUACUUAUUUACUGCACAUCUUGUUUUCCAACUAAAACUAAUGAGUGCUUGGUGCGCGAUGUUUGAAGAGGGUUGAAGCUCCAUGCUUCAAGCUCCGCCAGAGACAAGCACCGCUUGACAAUACUACCGACUUAGACUAACACCCAUAAUGCAAAGUCCAGCACUGCCUGCGAUUAUUACCAAUACCC